Molecule: messenger RNA, 2062 nt
Organism: Cornus florida
Lineage: Eukaryota; Viridiplantae; Streptophyta; Magnoliopsida; Cornales; Cornaceae
Product: protein PSK SIMULATOR 3-like
Exons: 3
Coding region: 262-1989 (575 amino acids)
Biological process (GO): positive regulation of growth
Source: RefSeq, a predicted model, not a curated record
GGUGGUGCGCACAUCAUAAACCUACGCCUCCUCCUCCUCUUCUUCUUCUCCUGCUGUUCUCCUCAAAUCUCUCCCUAUAAAUCUCUGCAUUCUGUGCGAGCCGUUCAACAAGAAAGAAGCUGAAAAUUUGAGGGCUAUAUGUUUCAUCAUUUGGUACAUGGCAACAAAACAGCACAAUUGAGCCGUAAUUAAACUACUUUAUUCAGUUGAGGACUUGCAAUAUAUAUUGAGUUCUUUUUUUUGGUUCAAAUUUCUAGUGCAAUGGGGGGUGAGACAUUGAUAGACUCGUGGUUUAGCAACUUGUGGAAAACUUCGCGUAAGAGCCGAGUGUCGGAGCCUCCAAGGGAUGUAAUUGGAAUUUUAGCAUUUGAAGUUGUGACUUUGAUGUCUAAGGUGGUUCAUUUAUGGCAGUGUCUGAGUGACAAGCAGAUUGUUGGGUUGAGAGAAAAUAUUGUAAACUCGCUUGGAAUCCAAAAGCUUGUAUCGGAUGAUGAUGAUUAUCUUAUGGAUCUUGCUCUUGCUGAGAUAAUUGAUAAUUUGCGAUGUGUGGCAAAAGCAGUGGCUAGGCUUGGGAACAGGUGUGUGGACCCUGUAUAUCACCAUUUUGAACAUGCUUUUGACGAUCCAUUUAAGAUAGAUCUUAAUUGGUGUGGGUGGGAAUAUAGGUUGAAGAAGAUGGAGAGGAAAGUCAGGAAAAUGGAGAGAUUUGUUGCGGUUACAGCACAAUUGUGUCAAGAGAUGGAAGUGCUGGCUGAGGUUGAGCAGAGUCUCAGGAGAAUGCAGGGCAAUGUUAAUUUAAGUCAGGUGAAAUUGCUUGAGUUUCAUCAGAAGGUUAUGUGGCAGCAGCAGGAGGUGAAACAUCUACGAGAGAUGUCCCCGUGGGUCAGGACAUACGAUUACACCGUUAGGCUUCUACUUAGAUCCCUUUUCACAAUAAUCAGUAGGAUCAAACAUGUCUUUGGGAUUAAUCAAAUGGCAUCUGUUGAAGAAAACAGUAAUCCUGAAGGUAUAAAUGCUGAUUGUCUUCUUCGCAGCCAUUCCAUUUCCACUCUUAUGCAAUCCUUGGUUCAUCCAUCUGAUAAUAACCCAGACGGGUUCUUUUCUGGACGGCUUGGGAGAUCAGUUUCAAAUUUGGGGCUGACUACUGAUAAAAUUAGAACAAACAACAAGCAAAGCCAAUCUUGUCACCUGUCAUCUACCCUUUGUGGAAAGUCCUCCCAGUUGAAAACCAGACAAUUGGUUCGUAGUGGACCUUUUAAAGGAUGCAUUCUGGGUGGCAGUGAUUCUCAUGUCGUGAAAAGCUGUGUGUCGACAAGCAGUGGCUCUUUGAGGUCAAGUGGUGUUUUUUCAAAUGGCAUUGAUAGAACGAAAGACGCUAACAUGGAUUCUCUUUCUUACAGCAGCAUAUUUCACGCUAAAGUUUUCAUUGUCAAUUCCAAGCGGAAGUUGUUGAAUGCACCAGCGUCUACUCUUGGUUAUGCUGGUUUGGCUCUCCAUUAUGCAAAUGUUAUAAUACUGAUUGAGAAGCUAGCUUCGGCUCCUCACUUGAUCUGCCUUGAUGCAAGAGAUGACCUAUACAAUAUGUUACCCACCAGUGUCAGAACCUCUUUGAGAGUAAAGCUAAAGUUAUUUGCCAAAACUUCAGCUUCAUCUGUCCAUGAUGCUGCCCUUGCAGCAGAAUGGAGUUUGGCAUUGGCAAGAAUAUUAGAGUGGCUGGCUCCACUUGCUCAUAACAUGAUAAGGUGGCAUUCUGAGCGGAAUUUCGAGAAGCAACAUAUGGUUUCUGGGAUGAAUGUACUUCUUGUCCAGACCCUCUACUUUGCAAAUCAACCAAAGACAGAAGCUGCAAUUACAGAACUUAUCAUGGGUCUAAAUUACCUCUCGAGGUUUGGAAGAGAACUUAACGAAAAGGUGUUUUUGGAGUCUGCGUGUAGUAGAGCUUGUGAUGAUUUUUUGCUCCAAAGAGAUAACAUUACCUGUGGUGUGUGAUUGAUCACGAAAGUUCAUGCACUAUGUAUUUGCUUGGUCAAUAGCACAGUUUUUCACUCUUUUGGAAUCUUUA